CCUCUUUUGCACCUACGCUUCCAGUCUAAACUGCAAGUAGCCUCUCUCUCCUGCCUCCUGCCUCUUCCCCCGCCCCAAAACCCAACACUACAACCGGAUGCAACUUGACCCUAAACAUUGCCAGAAUACUCUUUUUCUUCUCCCCCCCUUCCUGAUUUCCCUUUCCAUCGCUUCUGUCUCAUCCCUCCUCCACCUUUUUUUUAUCUCUUCCCAAGAGAAAUCUGCAAUCGCUGCGGGGAAUCCGGUUUGCAACCUUGUCUGCGCAUCUCGAGGCGAUCCGGAUUGCUUCCUCACACUACUCACUCCACCACGCCGCAGUCACGCUACUCGGAUAUACCACAGGAGACACACCUCCAGUCGCCCGUAUCUGUCUGUCUCAACUUUACCCAUCUCCACCUCCCGAGACCGCCCAUCGCACAUUUGGAAGGACACAGGUCCAGAACGGACGAUACACACAUUUGCUAAAACAACCUACCUGCAUAUUCUCUCCUCGCCCGCGAACCACAUCCCGGUCAGGAACAGCACUCGACAUAUCUCUCUCCCACACGCGACGUCCGAUACCAGCUAAACAUGCCUCCGCACCCGCUGAUCUGACUUUUUUCCCCCCAAACCCCAUCCUGCCGCACGACAUAGCAACGUCGACCUGCCCUU
Messenger RNA from Colletotrichum phormii, 651 nucleotides. RefSeq lists its product as uncharacterized. The transcript has a single exon. Lineage: Eukaryota; Fungi; Ascomycota; Sordariomycetes; Glomerellales; Glomerellaceae. The record is from RefSeq and is a predicted model, not a curated record. The coding region runs from base 98 to 568 and encodes 156 amino acids.